This is a messenger RNA of Aspergillus brunneoviolaceus CBS 621.78, 1354 nucleotides long. Its product is annotated as glutathione S-transferase family protein. Gene Ontology annotation, cellular component: cytoplasm. NCBI's taxonomy places the organism in Eukaryota, Fungi, Ascomycota, Eurotiomycetes, Eurotiales, Aspergillaceae. The transcript has 5 exons. Gene Ontology annotation, molecular function: glutathione transferase activity. The coding region runs from base 81 to 1214 and encodes 377 amino acids. The record is from RefSeq and is a predicted model, not a curated record.
CGGAUCCUGCCAGCUUGUUCUUUUGUUUCACAACUAUAAAGCUACCAAUUGCUCCCGGCUUGUUGGGGCUCUGUUUGCUCAUGUUCAAAGUAUUGCCUCGUAUCCGCCAGCUAUCGCAGCAUUUCGUGCAACCCAGUUAUUCCGCGGGGUUCUCCAAAUUGUCAACCUCCGGCCUCUCCGCACCAUCAUAUCUCGUAUCUUCAACGCGCACCAUGGCGACCAACAAAAUCACCGAUUGGGUCAAUCCCGCCGACAAGUCCGGCGAAUUCAAGCGUCAAACAUCGGCGUUCCGCAACUUCAUUUCCAAUAAGCCCGGCGCUGAAUUUCCCCCCGAGAAGGGCCGCUAUCACCUUUACGUCUCAUACGCCUGUCCCUGGGCCCACCGCACCUUGAUCACCCGCAAGCUCAAGGGCCUCGAGGACAUCAUCUCCUUCACUUCCGUGCACUGGCACCUGGGCGAGAAAGGAUGGCGCUUCGCCACCGCGGAGGAGCAAGAGCCCUCGCAGAACGUCACCUCCGACCCCAACCACCCAGAAUUCACGCACCUGCGCGAGAUCUACUUCGCCGAAGACCCCGACUACAGCGCACGCUUCACCGUUCCGGUCCUGUAUGACAAGAAGACCAAGCGCAUCGUAAGCAACGAGAGCGCCGAGAUCAUCCGCAUGCUCUACCACGAAUUCGACCCCCUCCUCCCCGAGCACCACCGCAGCAUCGACCCCUACCCGACGGACCUCCAAACCGAGAUCGACACCUCCAACGACUGGAUCUACAACGAUGUCAACAACGGCGUCUACAAGUCCGGCUUCGCCACGACGCAGGAGGCCUACGAGAAGGCCGUGACGCAGCUCUUCGCCUCGCUGGACCGGAUCGAGAAGCAUCUCGCCGAAAACACCAAGCGGGGCCCGUACUUCUUCGGCGACCGCCUCACCGAGGCCGACAUCCGGCUGUUCACGACCAUCGUGCGGUUCGACCCCGUCUACGUGCAGCACUUCAAGUGCAAUAUCCGCGACAUCCGGUCCGGGUACCCGGCCAUCCACCGGUGGUUGCGCACGCUGUACUGGGAGGUGCCCGCGUUCCGUGACACCACCAACUUCGAGCAUAUCAAGAAGCACUAUACCAAGAGUCAUAAGCAGAUCAACCCCUUCGGGAUCACGCCCGUGGGGCCGGUGCCGGAUGUGCUGCCGUUGGAGGAGGAGGUGCGAGCUGUUGUUUAGGUUUUCAGGAAAGGGUCGGAAGGUUAAAAAUUGUCGGUGGUGGAUUGGGCGGUAUUGUUGUUUGUAUCGCAUCGAUACAGUUGUCACGAAGGAUGAGUACCAAAUAAUUUUAGAACACUUUUAUGAACUAUACUCAAUGA